Molecule: messenger RNA, 748 nt
Organism: Sinocyclocheilus rhinocerous
Lineage: Eukaryota; Metazoa; Chordata; Actinopteri; Cypriniformes; Cyprinidae
Gene: seraf
Product: Schwann cell-specific EGF-like repeat autocrine factor
Exons: 5
Coding region: 19-657 (212 amino acids)
Biological process (GO): anatomical structure development
Cellular component (GO): extracellular region; cell surface
Molecular function (GO): signaling receptor binding
Source: RefSeq, a predicted model, not a curated record
ACUUGUAAGAGUGUGGAUAUGAAAAUGGCAGUGCUUUGCUGUACGUCCAUGCAGCUCUUGCUGGUGGCACUGGCCGCUCUGGCUGGGAUCUGUCUGGGAGGGUCCGACGGGCCCCGUGGAGUGGCUCUUCCUUUUGUCUUUGACCCCAAAGCGAUGUGCGACCCACCUUGCAAACAUGCCGGGAUUUGCAUCCGAAACAACAGCUGCUUCUGCUCAAGAGGAUAUGAGGGAGAAACCUGCCAAUAUGCAAACUGUUAUCCAAAGUGUAAAAACGGUGGAGAGUGCCUUCGACCUGGAAAAUGCAGAUGCCCUUCAGGAUUUGGAGGAAAAUAUUGUCACAAAGUGGUUUGUGAUGGUGGCUGUUGGAACGGUGGUGAGUGUAUUGCUGUGAAUGGAGAAGCAAAAUGCAUCUGUCCCUCCAGCUGGACUGGCUCCAGAUGCCAAGACGCGAUCUGUCCACAGGGAUGCAGGAACGGGGGCAGCUGUGUGGCUCCUGGAAUCUGCAGCUGUCCAGAAGGAUGGAUAGGUGGAGCCUGCCACACAGCUGUGUGUAAAAAGCCGUGUCUGAAUGGGGGGAAGUGUAUGUCUCCUAACACCUGUCGCUGUCGAGCUCCGUUCUCAGGCCCGCAGUGUGAAGAGAGGAAGAAGCUCUACUGAUGUCAGAACAGUCUGACCUCUGACCUCCACAGUCCCUUAAAUUGGUGCUAAAGUUACGUGUUUGUUUGUUGAACCCUAACUGAACAUGUGA